AUGCCGAACUUUCUGAAGCACCUCAAGCUUGAUGAGGCUGAACUGCCAUCAUGCGAUCGUACACCACCACGGACGCCGAAAACUCCUUGCACACCUAUGGAGUUACAGAACCAUACUUUUUGCUUUAGGAAAGGACCGGAUACUCCAGUAAUUUACCAGCCGGAGGGUCAUCCACGUCAGGCAGUCAUUGAUGGCGAUAUCUGGCCACCAAUCUUCAAGCCUCAACACGUGCGGUAAGC
Cylicostephanus goldi is the source of this 239-nucleotide messenger RNA. The record is from the annotation of a GenBank genome assembly. NCBI's taxonomy places the organism in Eukaryota, Metazoa, Nematoda, Chromadorea, Rhabditida, Strongylidae.